AUGGCAGAAGCACAGAAAGCAACCAAGCUCUGGGGUGGCAGAUUCUCCGGCGAGCUCGAUCCGUUGAUGGUCACGUAUAACGAGUCAAUUAACUUCGACAAGGUGUUCUAUGCCCAGGAUAUCAAGGGAUCAAUCGCCUUUGCCCGCGCCAACGUUGGAACCGGCAUUCUUACCAAGGAGGAGUUCGCUGCGAUCGAAAAGGGAUUGACUCAGGUGCUUCAAGAGUGGAAGGAUGGCAAAUUCGUUAUCCAGCAUGGUAUAGAUGAGGAUAUUCACACUGCCAACGAGCGUCGUGGCCGAAGCCGAAAUGACCAGGUUGCGACUGACCUGCGAAUGUGGCUCCGAGAUGAGCUCCGUGAAGCUGAGAAGUUCCUCGUUGAGCUACUCACCAUUCUCACGGACCGUGCAGCCCUAGACAUUGAUUAUUUAAUGCCAGGAUACACCCAUCUUCAGCGUGGACAGCCCGUGCGAUGGAGCCACUGGAUGCUCAGCUACGGAUCUGCGUUCCUCGGUGACCUCGAACGUCUCCGUGAGGUGAUAAAACACGUCAACAAGAGCCCACUUGGGUGCGGUGCCCUUGCCGGAAACGCCUUUGGAAUUGACAGAGUCGCCAUGGCAGAAGAACUAGGAUUCGAGGGGUUGAUUCAGAACAGCAUGGCGGGAGUGGGAGAUCGUGAUUUCAUCCUAGAAGCACUACAGUGGGCGUCGACUUUGAUGCUGCACAUGUCUCGCUGGAGUGAGGAUUUGAUCAUUUACAGCACGACAGAGUUUGGAUUCGUUAGACUAUCCGACGCAUAUACCACUGGUAGCUCGCUGAUGCCACAGAAGAAGAACUGUGACUCCCUCGAACUGCUCCGUGGCAAGUCUGCACGUCUAUUCGGCGCCAUGGCCGGCUUGACGAUGACCAUCAAAGGAAUUCCAUCCACCUACAACAAGGACCUGCAAGAGAGUGUCCAGCCGAUGAUCGAAAGCAUGAAGACCGUCAAGGACAGCGUGCUCAUCGCCGCCCGUGUCCUCGCGACCCUCACCGUCUUCCCCGAGAAGAUGCUCGCGGCCCUAAGUCCCGACAUGCUCGCAACCGACCUUGCCGAAUACCUGGUUCGAAAGGGUGUUCCAUUCCGAGAAACCCAUCACAUCUCUGGCCGUGCCGUUGCGUUGGCGGAGAAGGAGAAUAUCCCGAUGGAUAAGUUGACGCUUGCUCAGUUCAAGGGUGUCGACGAGCGAAUUGGCGACGAUGUCCUCGAGGUGUUCAACUAUGAGCGAUCUGUUGAGCUCAAGUCCGCGAUUGGCGGGACCAGCAAGUCUGCUGUUCUCAAGCAGAUCGAGACCCUGCGAAAGUCAUUGUAA
Molecule: messenger RNA, 1347 nt
Organism: Arthroderma uncinatum
Lineage: Eukaryota; Fungi; Ascomycota; Eurotiomycetes; Onygenales; Arthrodermataceae
Product: argininosuccinate lyase
Exons: 5
Coding region: 1-1347 (448 amino acids)
Cellular component (GO): cytosol
Molecular function (GO): argininosuccinate lyase activity
Source: RefSeq, a predicted model, not a curated record